Candidozyma haemuli is the source of this 942-nucleotide messenger RNA. RefSeq lists its product as uncharacterized. The coding region runs from base 1 to 942 and encodes 313 amino acids. Lineage: Eukaryota; Fungi; Ascomycota; Pichiomycetes; Serinales; Metschnikowiaceae. The record is from RefSeq and is a predicted model, not a curated record. The transcript has a single exon.
AUGCAUUUCUCCACUAUUGCUUUAAUUGCUACCACUGCCGCUGCUGCCGAGACCUUCAACCUCCAAAUUGUCUCAGACGACUCUGAGCUCAAUGGCAGUGGCAUCCAGGGUCUCCACGAGGGGGCUGGUAUCAGCUACUUUGGUGUCUCUGGCCAGCUUGGACAAGAGUUUGAAUACGACGCCGAGAAGAAGACUCUUCACCAAGAACAGGGCACCUUCACCGCCAACGUCGGUACCAGCGGCAACUACUUUGCUGUGGGCCCAGCUAUCACUCCAAGUGAAGUCACCUUCGACGACGAGGGCAAGUUCGACAUUGGCCAGCAGCUUUGGGCCUGUAAGAACUUGACGGACCCAUACCGUUACUUCACUGACAGCUACGGUGUUGUUGUUGGUGAAUCUGCCAACGACAGCUGUGUUAAGAUUGGUCUUCAGAGAGUUGACGAGGCUACUGUCGAGGAGUCUGCUUCUCCUUCUGAAGCUUCUUCUUCCGAGGUCCCAGCCGCCCCAAGCUCGGCCCGUGCUGGUUGGAACACCACUGUCACUGACCAUGUCACUGUGACUGGCUUCACCACUUACUGCCCAAUUCCAACCACCUUGACCGUCACCACUUGUGAGAACCAGGCUUGUGGUCCAAAGACCAUCACUGUCUCUGAGCCAAAGACUGUCACUGUUACUGAAGAGUGUAUUGUUCCAAAGCCUUCUUCCGCUCCAGCUUCCGAAGCACCAGCUACUUCCCACCCAGAGGAGGUCACCAGUGCUCCAGAGUCUACCACUCCUGCCCCAUCUCCAAAGCCUACCACCCCAACCACCAUUGCCUCGGUGUCUACUUCUGCUCCAGCCCCAUCGUCUGCCCCAGGUGUCUCUUCUUUUGAAGGUGUGGCUGCAAAGAACGCUGCUGGUGCUGCUCUUGGCUUUGCUGGUGUUGCCGCUUUGUUGAUCUAA